AUGAACAAUGUACCCAACCCUACACCCUCCGCCCCAGCCCAAAAGCGACCGAAAAUGUCACUCUUCGACACCUUCCGCGGGCGAAACGGGGGAAGUUCCACCUCCUUCAUAACCACCUCCAACACCGGCAUAAUGGACACAACGCACGGCUCCGAAACCGACGAAGAAGACAACGAGGACGAAGCACAAGAGUAUCUCAACAAGAUGACCGACGACACAAAUCGAAAAGUCGAAACCGUAUUCGGCAAAGGCGUCGAAGUGUGGAAAUCGUUCAACGGCACUAUGUACGCCGAUGUAACCGACAAGGUCAAGAGGAAACAGCGAGACGAAGAGGUGUGGGGUAAGAAGAGGAAGCGUGGUGGCACGGACGGGCAGGGGAAAGUGUUGGAACAGCGAUUCGAUUCCCUGCGGAACUCGACGUCUUCUUCUAGUUCUACCUCUACUGCUGCUUCUACGCCAACACGAGACCAACCGCAGAGCACAUACUCCGACAGUACGAUUUCUUACCCUUCACUGCCAACGAGAUACGAUACCUCACUUCCAUCUACACCUACAGCGUCGCAAUGGGAGAACUUCCCGGUGCGGCCGUCUCAAGAAGCGGAUUUCCCUGCUGCACCCUUGGAGUACAAGUCUCUGUCGAAGACGAUGUCAGGGCCUGGAGGUACGGGUACAAGUAGGCCUGGCAGCUUCGAUCGGCCUAUCAAGCCGUUACCAGCACGUGUACACCGGAUGGAGGGGGUGCAGACGGACAACACGUCCGCAUCACCGCAGUCAGGUCGAUCAAACUCACAGGUACAACCCGUCACUCCUCCGUCCUCUACGCCAACAAGCUUCCUUGGCACCAUGCUAUGUGAAGCUCGCAGGGUGAUAUCAGGGUCUUUUGGUAGUUUCGAAAGUACACAGGCGGACCGAUUUGAUGAGCGGACGUAUAGGCUGUUACCAGGAAGCUUCUGUGAGGCUGGCGAGAAGCAGAAUGUCGAUGAUGGAGAAGAAGAUCGAGAUGCGAAGCAUGACAAAGUGGAAGGAAGACCUUGGCUGAGGAAGGGGUAG
Molecule: messenger RNA, 1050 nt
Organism: Alternaria triticimaculans
Lineage: Eukaryota; Fungi; Ascomycota; Dothideomycetes; Pleosporales; Pleosporaceae
Exons: 1
Coding region: 1-1050 (349 amino acids)
Source: RefSeq, a predicted model, not a curated record